Messenger RNA from Anolis carolinensis (green anole), 8034 nucleotides. It is a transcript of the gene map6d1, whose product is annotated as MAP6 domain containing 1. Gene Ontology annotation, biological process: regulation of microtubule cytoskeleton organization; cytoskeleton-dependent intracellular transport; microtubule cytoskeleton organization. The transcript has 3 exons. The record is from RefSeq and is a predicted model, not a curated record. Gene Ontology annotation, cellular component: microtubule; Golgi-associated vesicle; cis-Golgi network. Gene Ontology annotation, molecular function: microtubule binding; calmodulin binding. The coding region runs from base 498 to 1430 and encodes 310 amino acids. Lineage: Eukaryota; Metazoa; Chordata; Lepidosauria; Squamata; Anolidae.
GAGGGUGCCUGCAAGGGGGAUCAGGAGCGGGGCAUUUCCCAAAGAGGGAGAGGAAGGGAUGCCAGAAAGCCUUCCCCAACCCCUUCCACUUUUCCCCCCUCCUCCUUUUUUUUUUUUGCAUUCCUGGCAGAUGCUGCUGCAUUAAGCCCCUUCUGUCAGCUUGGGGAGAAAGGGGGGGGGCGGUAUGCUGGUGCACAGGGGCAUCACGUGUUUGGAAGCUUCUGAAAGAGGGAUAUUGACCAAAGUGAGAAGAGGGGGGGAGAGAAGAGAGAGGAGCAAUUGGGGAGAAGGAGGCGCUGCGAUUGGCAAGCGUGGGGACGAGGAGGAGGAGGAGGGCAAGGCUGUUCCUCUCUCUCAUUCUCACUCUCUUGCUUUCUUUUUGCUGCAGAACUCCCCCUCCUCCCUAGGAGAGUACCCCCCCCCCCCUCUCGUCUCCUUUCCUUGGCCCCUUGCAUGGUGCGGCUUGCUCCUCUUCUUCCUCCUCCUCCUCCUCGGCCAUGGCUUGGCCCUGCAUCAGCCGCGUGUGCUGCUUGGCCCGCUUCUGGAACCAGAUGGACAAGUCGGACUUGGCGGUGCCCCUCACCAUCCACAAUUACUCCGACAUCGAGGAGGAGGAGGCGGCAGGAGGAGCGGCAACAGGAGGAGGACUAGGCGGAGGAGGGCUCGCCCCACAGCCGCCCCCCAAGAUCCCAACAGGUGGAAGCAGCAGCCUCAGCAGGUCCCACGCGCAGCCUCCGCCGCACCACGCUCGGGGCCCCUCUUCCGCGGCGCUGCUCCCGGCCUCGGCGUCCGCGCCUUCGCUGCAGCAGCAUCACCACCACCAGCAGCAGCAAGAGGAAGGGCCCCCCGCUAAGCGGCCCUCCAAGAGGACCACUCCCCGCCGCCGUCCCGCCGCGGCGGAGACCCAGUACCAGCAGGAUUUCCGCGCCUGGCCCCUGCAGAAGAGGGACGCCCUGCCCUGGGUCGGGGAGGCCCGCGGACGGAUAGACAGCCCCCGCCCGGAGGUCCCGGCGGCAGAAGCGGCGCCCUUCGCCUCCCACGCGGGCCUCCCCGGGGCCGGGCACACCUCCCGUGUGUACGUGCUGCCCGUGGCCGCGGAGGGAGAGCCCGUGGGCGGCAAGGAAGCGGGGUUCAAGCCGGGUUGGCCCCACGCCGCUGCCGCUGCCUCCUCCUCCUUCUCGCCGCCUCCCGGUGCCGCCAAGAUCGCCGCCGCCUCCGCCUCCUCCUCCUACAGGCAGGAGUAUCGUCCAUGGUCAGGAGCUAAAAGAUCAAGGCCCACCAAAACAACACAAGGCUUCAUUAUCCCAGAGGAUCACUUUGCACCAGAAUCUAGCUACAAGGCGGACUUCAAGAUUCCAGAGGUGAAAGGCAAGUUUGCUCCAAAUCCUUCUGCUGUUUUCCAGGCACCGUCUCGCAUCCUAAAUGUAUGAAUCUGGAUCGUAGCCCUUUCCCAUCCAGGCAGCUUGAAUGUUAAGGUGGUGAAAAUGUACAGCUAUGCAACUUUUGUGAGUGGUAUUGAGAUAAGAGUGAGGGUUAUUACCAGCAAUGACAGAAAUUAUCAAAAUUUAUGCAUCUGUUAUGAACAUAUAAAGCAUAAAGCACUUCCUAGUUGGAGUUUGUAUAAUAUAAUGGAAAGAAUGACCUAGUUUCAUAGACACAGGCUCAUUAAUACUGGCCCAGCUAGCUUGACAAUUAAUGUGUUAACUUUGGUCAGCAAAAAAGCAGCAAUUUCAACAUAUUCUUUAUGCCUAAAUGCAGAGGGGACUGGAAAAGCUCCUCUCUUAAGUGAGAAUAGGUAAAGGUAAAGGUUUUCCCCUGACACUAAGUCUAGUUGUGUCCGACUCGGGGUUGGUGCUCAUCUCCAUUUCCAAGCCAAAGAGCCAGCAUUGUCCAUAGACACCUCCAAGGACAUGUGGCUGGCAUGACUGCAUGGAGCACCGUUCGGUUCCUUCCCAUCAGAGCGGUACUUAUUGAUCUACCCCUAUUUGCAUGUUUUCGAACUGCUAGGUUGACAGAAGCUGGGACUAACAGCAGGAACUCACUCCGCUCCCCGGAUUCAAACCACCGACCUUUUGGUCAACAAGUUCAGCAGCUCAGCUGUUUAACCUGCUGUGCCACAGGGAACUCAUUGAUAAGAGAAGAAAACUUAGUUGAUAUUUAAAGUUUGCUAAAGCAUGGAAUCAACCUCAAAAGUUGUUGCACAGAUUUCUCAUGUCUUUUUGCAAAUGGUUUCCAGGGUGAAAAAUACAAUUUUUGACUAGUUUUCUCCAGAACAUGGUGCUCUAUUCAAAUACUAACCAGUUAUAGACUUCCUCAAUUACACUCUUCACCUUUAGCUUCCAUAUAUCUUUCUUUUCUCUCUCUCUGGGACUAAGAGAGAAACAAAUUUCUUAAGGGUCCAGUACUUGGUCAUUUGAUAUGCUCUACAUAUGGAAGCACAGAGCUAGAAACGUUCCUUUUUUUAACCACUACACCUAGAUUCCCUCAACCGCAGCCAGACCUUGCCCACCUACUGUGCUGAUGCACAUCAAAAUAGUCCUGUGGAGUGUAGAUUUUGCUAUGUGACUGAAAAAUCAGCAUUUAAGCCAAGUGAUUCCUGUACCAUUUCUUUACUAGACCAAAAGAUGUAGUAAAAUGUAAAAGCUGCAUUUUAAGAAAGUUGAAACUAAGAUGCUGCAUGACAUAUGGGUCCUUUCAUUUUUAGCUCUAAAUUCUACUUUGCCUGCCUUAGCUCCAUCAUGUGGAAUUCUGGGAUUUUCAGUGUACGCAGGACUAUUUACAAUUAUCUGCCCAAUUGCUCUAGUAAAGUAGUCCUCAACUUGUGGGUCCCCAGGUUGGUUUACAACUCCCAGAAAUCCCAGCCAGUUUACCAGCUGUUAGGAUUUCUGGGAGUUGAAGGCCAAAACAUCUGGGGACCCACAGGUUGAGAACCACUGCUCCAAUACCUCUCUAAACUACAAACCUUAGAAUUGCAUAGGAUAUUGCUGUGGCAUUUAAAGUGGAAUCAUAGUGCUGUAAUUGUGCCGUUGGAGAGUGAAGAUCUCUAGCAGAUGUAUCUUUGCUUCUUCCUUUCCAUGCACGUGCAUCCUCCUUUCUUGCUGGCCUCCAUUUAGUGGCUGGGGGUGUAUAGCCAGACAGUGGUCAAUUGUGAGAUGCAUGACAACAAUGUCUUCCUAUUGUAUCUCUGGAUGAAGCCUGGGAAGAUGACUUCAUCUUUAUAUGUUCCGGUUCAGAAAAUCACAUGCUGCCAGGCUGCUUUCAGCCAGCAAAUAGAAAGGACUUUUGGUGUGGCACCAGCACUCUUUGGGCAGAGAAGGCUAAAAACCUACAACUCUCAUGAUGACAUGGCAUUGAGCCUCUGUAGUUAAAGUGGUGUCAAACUGCAUUCAUUCUACAGUUUAGAUCCAAUGUUUAUAAAGACAUCAUUCCAGCCUGAACCUUCUGGCCUGAAUAUUUUAAAACCAUGUCCACUUAUAUAGGGCCCUUCCAGACAGGCCCUUUAUCCCAGGAUUUGAUCCCAUGUUUUCUGCUUUAAACUGGAUUAUAUGAGUCCACACUGCCACAUAAUCUAGGAUAAACAGAAACCCUGGGAUCAGAUCCUGGGAUAUAGGGCUUAUCUGGAAGGGCCCUUUGUUAUAUUUGAGGUGGUCUUGAGGUGGCUUUAUUUAAAAACAGCACAAUAAAAGGAACAUAAAAGGAAUAAAAAGGAACAUAUCAACCACAACUCAAAACACACAACACACAAGUACAGGGCCAGAGCACCGUCAACAUUCCUUAACUUAAGCCCAUUCCAUCUGAUUUUGCCUGACUGCAGCUUUGAAAAUACUUUCUCAAAGACAUAAGUCUCAUUACAAUUUACCGGCACUAAGAUACAUUUAUGUGUGUCUCUACAAAGUGCAUUGCACAACCUUGGUGCAGCUACCCUAAAGGACCUGUUCUAUCUUUAGAGCUGGGUUGGGCAGACUGUUAAAUUCUGGGGAGGGAAAAAACCUCUCUGAAACAGUACAAGGAAAUAAUGCAGCAUUCUUGACAAAGUACCAGCUUUUCUUGGAAACUGGUAGCACUAACUGGUCUCGCUCAAGGCACUGCAGCGGACCAGACAUUAAAGCAAUGACCAAUUUCAAUUGUAAUAGUGCUAUUUAGUGUGUAUAUAAAUAGUGUACAUAGAUAUAAUUAACGAUUUUCCUUUGAAAGAGAGUAUGCUUAGUAAUUAAUAUUUAUGUAACAUAGCUUUGAGUAUGCAGGGUAGAAAAUCCAUUGCCUUGAAAAUCCUGAAUUAUUGCCUGUAUAUCAGUAAUGCUAGUGCUAAAGAAAUGAAUGUUACAUAGUGGCUAUUAUAUAAUGCAAUUUUCAAAGAGGGUCAUUUUUAAGUCCCAUUAUUCUACCAGUACGUUUUUGUAUAGUCUUAUUGACCCAGAAGUAAUUUUUUUGUCUAGGCUCUUUUAAUAAACCAUUUCUUAGUGUUUGUUCAGUUACUCAUAGAUUGUAUACAUUUUUAUCAAAAGGAUUUAUAAUGUUCCAACUAAUUUCCAAUGCAGUUUUCCCCCAUUCACUUUUGUAAAUGUCUCAAUGAUUUGUUGCUCUGAUCCCAGUGUUUUCAGUGUUCUGUUAAAGCCUUGAAUGAGCAUGCAAACCUCCCCUGUAUUCAAGCAGGGCGUCGUUUCAUUCCGGCACUGGCAUUGCCCCAUGUGGCAUGGGAAGCACGUGCGUGUCAGUGAUAGAGAUUUAGCAAGAUUAGCAUUUGGGAGGCUCUUAUUUGACAUGUGCCCAUCAGAAUGAACACAACAUGAUCACUAAUAUAAAACCAAGCUUUCAUUCAGGAAAGUAUAGAGGUCAGGCAUUAUUUAUUUACUUACUAGCUUGAGGACCCAGCAAUGCCUGGGUUAUUUGAGAAAGGCAUUGUUUGUUUUUCGAUGUGAGGUCAUAUCAGUUUGGUAAUUUGUAAUGCUAUUUAUUUUUUAAAAGCCAGUCUUUCCUUUUGUUGUUGUUUUUUGUAUGAUGUGGGUGAACUACAAUUCACAGAGUUGUGGGUCAAUUCUUCCCAAACCCUGCCAGUAUUCACAAUUGGCUAUGUUGGAUCUGUGUGCCAAGUUUGGUCCAGAUUCAACACUUGCUGGGUUCAGUGUCCUCUGAAUGCGGGUGAACUAUAACUCUGCCAAAGUCCACCAGUAUGCAAAGUUGGCAGCAUUGGUCUGUGUGCCAAGUUUGGUCCAGAUCUGUCAUUGGUGGGGUUCAGAGGGUUCAUGGAACACAGGUGAACUAUAACUCCCAGAGAUAAAGGUCAGUCACCUCCAAUGUCCACCAGCAUUCCCAGUUGGCCGUGUUGAAUUUGUGUGCCAAGUUUGGUCCAGAUACCUCAUCUGCUGGAUUCAGUAUGCUCUGAAUAUGGGUGAACUAUAACUCCUAGAUGUCAAGGUCAAUCACGACCAAACCCCGCCAGUAUGCAAAGUUGGCCAUGUUGGGUUUGAGUGCCAAGUUAGUUCCAGCUCCAUCGUUGGUGGAGUUCACAGUGCUCUUAGAUUCCAGGUGAACUAUACAUCCCAGUCCCUACAACUCCUAGAAACCAUGGUAAAUUCUCCUCAAACCUGUCUCUAGUAUGUUCAGUUGCUGUGUGCCAUAGGAAAGGAUAGGAAAGGGUUAAGGGAGAGGCAAUGGGGCAGGGUCAUGCAAAUGGAGAGAGAAAGGAACAGUGGGAUGUGCUCGCUGUAACCUGCAAUGUCCUUGAAGGGAGUGACUGGGUGGCUCCUCAGCACUGGGAACUAUAGCCUGUUUGUGGAGGCUGGAGGUUGUGUGAGUGGACACCCAUGCCAUAUGCACACAUACAGAUUUUCACUUUUAUUAUAUGUAUAGAUUUAUUUAUUGGUAUCAUGUCAUUGCUGUAAUUGGUGUUUUCCAAGAUAAAAAAAAAGAAAAACCUUUAUUUAAACCAUUCUUAUUUAAAUAAAAGCAGAGCUUUGGAAAGUUAUUCUUUUGACUGCAACUCCCAGAAUCCUUUCUUCUUAUGGUCUCUGGUCAUUCUGGUGGGAAAAUGGCUCUAAGACAAGCAUGGGCAAACCUUGGCCCUCCAGGUGUUUUUGGACUUCAACUCCCACCAUUCCUAACAGCCUCAGGCCCUUUCCUUUCCCCCCUCAGCCGCUUAAGCGGCGGAGGGGGGAAAGGAAGGGGCCUGAGGCUGUUAGGAAUGGCGGGAGUUGAAGUCCAAAACACCUGGAGGGCCCAAGUUUGCCCAUGCCUGCUCUAAGAAAUCUAGUCCAAAAACAGUUUCCAUCUGGAUGGAGGAUUGUGUAAGGUGCAGCCUGAGGGUCAGUCCUAUUUAUUAAGAAAAUUGAGACAGAAUCUCUCCGGUUCCAGAGAGAUGCCAGCAAGAUGCUAGAGGAAAAGGUUUUGUGCCAUGCAAUCUCCCUGUGCCAUGUGUGUUGCCUUCAGGUGUAGUGGAAAAUGCUGCUCUGUUGUCAAAGUUGAAGAAAGAUUGAACUGACGCUCCUGUCAACUGUUAUACAUGGAGGGUACCAUUUAAUGAGAAAACACAGCUAGGUGACUUCUGACAGGCAAAUGUUUGGUUACUCUAAGAAAGGAAUGCUGGAUCGUGUCAGCCUGUGAUGCUCCUAACAAAAUGGAAAGCAUUUUCCCCUUCAUUUCAGGCUGCAAAAUAUCACUUAUCAUGCUGUUUGCUAGUUGAACGCAUAUAGAAGGCACUCGAAGGGGAAGGUAGAUGGUGAGCCAGGGUGGGCAAAAUAUGGCUAUGGCUCGAAUCUGGCCCUCAGUACAAGUUUUGCCAACAUUAAAAAAAAUCAAAAUUAGAAAAAUUAUUGGGUUGCUGUGAGUUUGCCUCUAGAAGGCUUUUGGGGAAAAUAAUAUUUUUAUGUGUUGUUGAAAGCUUUGGAUUGCUGUGAGUUUUCUGGACUGUAUGGCCAUGUUCCAAAAGCAUUCUCUCCUGACGUUUCGCCCACAUCUAUAGCAGGCAUUCUCGGAGGUUGUGAGGUGUUGGAAUUUUUUUUAGCUUCUUUUUAGCUUCAGAGGAAGUCUAGGGCAAAUCCCCAGCUAUGAAAGCCUUAGACAACACAUAGAAAAAUUAUUUUCCUCGAAAGCCUUCUAGAGGCAUGAGCGGCAUUUCCACUGAAUUCUCCCCCCACAAUCAUUGAAAGCAUAAGAAAUGCCUUUUUCAAAACCAGAAAGAAAUGGGGAAAUAAUUCUGGAUUACUUCCUACUGUUAAAAAAGUCGCUUUUCUGGGAUUAAAAUGAGCCAGUGUCUCCCAAAAUGAGAGCCAGUGUGAUGUAGUUGUUUUAGUGUUGGAAUAGGACAUCAGGAGAACAGGGUUUGAAUCUCCACUUGGCUAUGGAAACCCACUAAGUGAGUUUAAGCAAGUCACAUCUUUUUAGCUUCAGAGGAAGGCUAGGGCAAAUCCCCACUGAAUAUAUCCUGCCAAGAAAACCCCCUUUAAGGUUUACCUUAGAUAAUUGUAAAUUAGAAAUGACUUGAAGGCAGCAAUAAGCCCACCAAAGCACAGUAAAAGUGUCCCCGUGCUCCUUUGAGAGUGUUUGCAGACACAAAACUAUGGAUGCAGCACUUUAAGGACUUCUGGGGGUGCUGAUUGACCUUUUGUUGCCCAUCCCAAUAUAGAGCUUACUAAAAGGACAGUGUUGCUUCUUUCAGAUUGCACAUGGGGACGGUUUGUCAGAUGGAUAUAUGCUCUCUAACAUCCAGAAAUAAUUUGGGGGGGAAUCAUGAUUUUGCAAGAAUGUGUUUAAAAUAUCCUUUGCAUGUUGAAUGUUUCUGAAUAUAAACCUGUUAAUUCUGCUUGACUGAUCUAGUUCUGAUGUCUUUUUAAAAGCUGAGAUUUUAACUGGGUUCCGUUACUUGCCAUCUUGACUUUUACCGAAAAGGUGAAAAGAAAGAAAACCACACUGCCUAUUUGGUUUCUGUUGUUAAUUUAAUAUAUUUCUUGAACAAACAGAUGACAACAAAGCAGCUAUACACAAAGUUUGUAUUUUAUGGAGUCAAAAGAUAAUUUAAUAAAAUGUAUUUUGACUACA